Molecule: messenger RNA, 417 nt
Organism: Iphiclides podalirius (scarce swallowtail)
Lineage: Eukaryota; Metazoa; Arthropoda; Insecta; Lepidoptera; Papilionidae
Source: the annotation of a GenBank genome assembly
AUGGUAGCUAAAAAGGACUACCAUGCUCCCAAACAUCCAGACCUUGAAAAGAUCCCCAACCUUCAAGUUAUUAAGGCGAUGCAGUCUCUAAAAUCUAGAGGUUAUGUUAAGGAACAGUUUGCGUGGAGGCACUUUUAUUGGUACCUAACUAAUGAGGGCAUUGAAUACCUAAGGAUUUUCCUUCAUCUGCCACCUGAAAUUGUACCAGCAACUCUGAAGCGCUCUGUUCGAACUGAGACAGUGCGCCGUGGUGCAGUUGGCAGGACAGAUGCUCCAGCUCGUGCUGCUGAGGACCGCUCUGCAUAUCGCCGUGCCCCUACUGCACCUGGAGCUCCACACGACAAGAAAGCUGAUGUUGGACCCGGGUCUGCCGAUUUGGAAUUUAGAGGAGGCUAUGGACGUGGCAGGCCAGCUCCU